This is a messenger RNA of Moneuplotes crassus, 983 nucleotides long. The record is from the annotation of a GenBank genome assembly. Lineage: Eukaryota; Ciliophora; Spirotrichea; Euplotida; Euplotidae.
UAUAUAAUUGAAAAAUGGAUGAAGCUGAAAUAUCAGGAGAAGGAGAAUACUACAACAAUGAACAAAUUGAGUCCGAGUCUGAGUCAAAUCCUGAGCUCAGACAUAUAGAAUAUGAAAGAUAUGACGAAGAAGAUGAAAAUGAAGUCAGACUUCACAACAGAGAGACUCAGGAUAUAGAAACUUACGAGCAAGAUUAUUCACCCGAUCCCUUUCUUAACGUAGACUCUGAGGAAGAAGAUUACGAGUGUAUGAGACCAAGAGAUAAAUUCCAAUUGCUCUGAACAGAGAAAAUCAGGCUAGAAAAAGCUCUAGAGAAGAGGGAUAAAGAAAACGAAAUCUUGGAAGAGUCUAUCAAAUUUCUUGGUAAACUUGUAGAAGGCUAUAAUCAUUGUAUCAAGGGUGGAGGAAUCUCAAUAGAAGAGCAUGUCAAAAAGUGCAACCAGAUAAUCCUUGAUAACCUCAAAGAUUUCAAAAUACAAACUGAUGAGGAUAAAGAACCUCAGAACAACAAGAGUCUUAUUGAUCAAAGAAUUGACUUAAGAAGACAUCAAGUUCGCUUACAGAAACUUCAACAACUUGUCUCUCAAAAAGAAGAGGAGGCAUCUAUCGCUCAGCCAGAGGCUCCUCCAUCUGAAGAGACUGAAGAUCUUGUGUCCUUAGUUGAAAAAGAGAUGAUGAAAAAGAAAUGGAGAGAGCAGAGAGAGCUUCAGGAUAAAUCCAAAAUUGCUUCUUUGCAAGAAAUUGACAAACUUCAGAAGAAACUGACUGUGCUAGAUUCUUCAGAGAAAGAAAUUGAGCAAAAAUGCGGACUUCUGAUUCAAAGAAAGAGAGAAAUAGAAGCAAAGAUCAAGCAUCUUGCUGCUAACCAGCAUAGUAAUCAAGUCGGGGAGACACAGAACGAUACUCUAUCUUUCAAAGCCUAUUCGUAUAAAAUAGCAAGUCUGAAGAACAAUAUUGAGAAGCUCAAAAGAAAAUUAAACUAA